CACACACACACACACACACACGGCAGGAUUGAUCCAGGCGACAAUCUGAAGGCCAGACGGCCGGAUUUAAAGGACCUGGCAAGGGUCCCUCGGUGACAAGAUGGCGACGGGUCCCUGCGAGAUCCUGGAGCGGAGCGAGGAGUCACCAGAUUCUCUGAAAGAGCCUCCGGUCCAGAAGCCAUUGAAGGAGGAGAUAGAAGAAGAUACCGCAAUACCGAUAGGUAAAGAAGAGAUAAACAGCACCCCAAAUCAACUGGAAUUCCUCCCACUUCAGGGCAUUGAGAGGAAGGAUGUAGACAGGCUUCACGUGGUCGAGCAAGAUCUUGAUGAGUUCGUGGACAGCAUCGGAGAAACAGCUUCCUCCACGCUUCCCGAGCCGCCGCUGGAAGCGGAGGAGCCCCCGGCUCCCAGACAGGUCCCCGCAAAACAGCCCCGAGCCGAACAAGUGGCGGAAAAAGUCCUGCGGGCUGAAAGGGUGGUUGAGAGGGCGCCCCGGGCAGAAAAAACCUCAGGGAUGGAGAAGGUGGCUGAGAAGGUGCCCAGAGCAGAAAAGGCGCCCCGGGUUGAGAAGGUGGCACGGGCAGAGAAGCCGGCGGAGAAAGCGCGGCCUGCAGCUCCAGCAGCCACAAAGACCAUCCCAGCUAAGAGGAAAGCGGAAGCCCGCGCUGCAGGGCCAACAAAGGACACGCUCCCUUGGGAGGGCCUGACCCUGAACAAAUGCCUCGUCGUCGCCUCCUGCCUCGCCCUCCUCAGCAUCAGCUGCCAGGUGGUUCAAGACAUUGUUGAUUAUGGCGGGGAAAUCCUCGAGGCCGAGCUGAGUGCUUGGACAUCUCAAGACGGCAGCGUUGGGGAAGCGGAAGAACUCUGGUUUUACGAGAGGUGGCUGAACUGGUCGGACAUGGACGAACCACCCGACAUCGAGGAGGAGGAGGAGGAGGAAGAGGAGGAAGAGGAAGCCAUAGAAGUCGAAGAGGAGGAGCCCACUGAAGAGGAAGGGGAGGAGCCAGAGGAAGAGGAGGAGCCAGAGGAAGAGGAGGAGGAGCUAGAGGAGGGAGCGGGAGGAGCUAAAGUCAAGCAGAGGAAAAGGCCGGAGAAAGCGACCCGGAGAGAGAGGGUAUCCAAGGAGAAGUCCCAGAAAGGUCGCAAGGACCCCGAGGAAGAGGAAGAGGAAGAGGAAGAAGAGGCGCCUGUUCGCAGCAAGCGGCCUCCGCGGGAAGGGAAGGGGAAAGAGCAGCGGCCUCAGCGCGAGGGGAGGAGGAGCCGAGCACCCAAACCUGAAGCCAAGGCCCACAAGCAGGAGGAAGGGAAGGGGCGCCCCAAGGACGGGCGCGAGCGCGGGAAAGAGCACUCCCUCGCCAAGCCCGAGCGGGACCACAAGGCCCAACCCCACGAGCAGAGAGGCCGGAAGCCCUGGCAGGUGCAACGCCCGCUCUUCCCUCUGCACAAGCCUGCAAGGCGGCACGACUGAGACCCCCUCCGCCGCGGGAAGCAGUGCCCCAAAACGCCUCCUGCACCCUCAGACAGGCGGGCGCAGGGGCACGGGCGACUCUGAAGCAGCGCGAGACCAGCUUGCUUGCAUCUCACAAACUUCCCCUUGGUCCCACUUCCCAGACGGGUAAUACUGAGGACCUCCCACCUGCAGAGGUAUCUUGGGCCACGGUCGAGGACUUGUCUGCCCAGCCCAGGAGAUCCCUCUGCACUCUGACCUCAAGAAAGCCUCUCCCACCUCCCCAUUUUCUUCUCUCUUUUUUGGGGUGUUUAUGCCUUCGUGCGCGCCCCCCCCAAUAACGGGGAAAGGGGAGGCACCCCGCAACGGCAAAGAGAAGUUGCAGUGUUUGCUAAACCGGCUUGUGACGGACGAUGAGGCCUUUGUGCUAGACUCUGCUGCUUUCGUAGACCCCACCCACC
Molecule: messenger RNA, 1908 nt
Organism: Lacerta agilis (Sand lizard)
Lineage: Eukaryota; Metazoa; Chordata; Lepidosauria; Squamata; Lacertidae
Gene: JSRP1
Product: junctional sarcoplasmic reticulum protein 1
Exons: 7
Coding region: 101-1468 (455 amino acids)
Source: RefSeq, a predicted model, not a curated record